AUGGAACAAGACAGCUUCUGCGAUGGCAGGUCUGCUCAGCAUGAAGCGGAGGACUACCGCCUCGCUACAGCCAAGAUGCCCUUGGAUGCUCUGUCAUGUGUCUGGAGAAAGGGCACCAACCGGCACCUGAAUCGCCGACAUGUAGAGAAACUGCGCAAUGCCUUCCAGCAAGGUAACUUGGAGCGACAAGAGGCUGAGAAGUUUUUGCUGGUGCAAUGCAGCGCCGAAGCUGUAGGCCGUAUGAUGAACCAUCUUGGGCAAUCGGGAAGUGGCUCGCAGUGCAAUCAGGUACUGUCAUUUGAGGACUGGCCGAUAAUCAACCCCAAUGAGAAGGCAGAAGUCAUGGCAGGCCAGCACAGGAUAGAGGCAAUGCGCGAGUAUGUGAAGCAAACGGGAGCAGAUAGUAAGGAGCUGUGGUGGACGUGCAUCGUAUAUGAUCGAGACCACAUCCCGGCAUGUCUCAAUGUCAAACUACGUGUCAACCGUCGCGGCCUAUCUCUACCCGAUAGCCAUGGCCAAAUCUGGAUGCAGCUCGUGCUGGUAAAUGACCAAUGCGAUUCUCUCUUUCAGGGAAAAAAGUACGAUGUUGAAAAGCAAAUGAUAGAUGUCCUACGACUGAGCACAACUGACAAGUUUCCUACGGCUCGACUCGUCACUCUCUGGAAAAACGACCGUUGGAGGCCGAUGAUCACUCGUUGGUGCAAGACACGGCUUGGUAGGAUGACUUUCAACAUUUCAACCUGGGACUGGAUGGCGAGCUAUCGAAUUGAUAGCUACUGGUUCACCACCUUCGAGCAGGUUCUCGGGUCACUUGCCAAGCUGCCUGAGGAGUGUGCAGACAGCCUGCAGGAUUCGGAUUGGACCAAGCUAGCAGAGGCACUAUCUAUUGAUCACACAGAAAUGGACGUCCAACGGCUCUUUUUCCCUGGCCAAACAAGUGACGAUUCCAGCCUCACGCGUCGCCAGGGUCUCCUGUCUGAGCUGAAUGGGGAUGCUUACGCUCGUGUCUAUCGCCGCCUCGUGGAUGGUCCCAGGCUGUUAUUCCCAGAUUUUCAAAAGCUUCUCAAGACAACCAAAGAGGCGGGCCGGAUCAUGAUGCAGGUCUUGGCUCACGUGGUCGCGUGGUUGAAUCCCAGUCCCACUGUCAUUAUAGAC
Molecule: messenger RNA, 1155 nt
Organism: Fusarium vanettenii 77-13-4
Lineage: Eukaryota; Fungi; Ascomycota; Sordariomycetes; Hypocreales; Nectriaceae
Exons: 3
Source: RefSeq, a predicted model, not a curated record